CUCCAUCUCAGGCUUGAACACAAUGAGAUGGACCUACGCGCUCGCCGGGCUGCUGGCCUCUGUGCUUGCAGUCCACGCGGCCGAAGUCGAGCUUAACCAAAAAGACGAGAACCGCCAGCAAUGCUCCGGCAUGUACAGCAAGAAGUCCUGGGGCGGCCAGGUCGACCCCUUUAUCCUCGUCAAGUUUGUCAAGGACAACAUUGCCAUAGAGAAGGGCGAGAAGCCCAUCGUCAGCUUGCUCAUCUUUGAAUGGGAGGACCGCGAUCUCCUGGGCAAGCCGCACGACGUCGACUAUCUGGAUAGACAAUACAUCUGCGACCCGGCCAACAUCGACAGCGGCCUUUGCAAAGAGGCUGACUUGGGCAAAUUCCUCCUUGCCGACAACGCCGAAGAGACUGAGAAGAGCCUCAUUCGCACCGAAGCCAUCGACCUUACCUCGCCCAGCGCCGUAAACUAUCCCAUCAAGAAGACUGGCUACUACUGCGUCGAAACAUGGACCGGCGGAGAGCAAGAGUACACGGCCAUUGUCGAAUUCAGGAACGCUUAUGGCGAGCUUCCCGCCGCUCAGAUCGCCAAGCUUCCAUUCUAUGGCGGUACCGCCAUCGUCUACGCCGUCAUCGGCAUCUUCUGGGCCUUCUUGUACGUGCAGCAUCGCCAUGACAUUCUGCCCGUGCAGAAUUACAUUACUGCCAUCAUCAUCUUCCUGGUCGUCGAGAUGCUCAUGACCUGGGGCUUCUACGACUACCAGAAUCGUUAUGGCAACAACGUGGGCACCAAGGUAUUCAUGAUUGUUGUAUCCGUUUUGAACGCCGGCAGGAAUUCCUUUUCCUUCUUCUUGCUCCUGAUAGUUUGCAUGGGUUAUGGCGUCGUCAAGCCUUCGUUGGGCAGGACUAUGGUCUACGUCCGCUGGCUCGCUUUUGCGCACUUCGUCUUCGGCGUCGUCUACGCCGUCGCUUCGCUCACCAUCCGCCCCGACGAUGCCGGCCCGCUCGUCCUUCUGGUCAUCCUGCCUUUGUCCGCUUCGCUCACGGCCUUCUAUAUCUGGACCCUGAACUCGCUCAACCUGACCAUGAAGGAUUUGGCCGACCGCAAACAGCACGUCAAGGCGCUCAUGUACAAGAAGCUCUGGUGGUGCAUCAUUGGCAGUAUCCUUGUCAUCUUUGGCUUUUUCUUCUUCAACUCGUUUGCCUUUGCUGGAGCCAGUGACCCGGACUUUGCGCCUACGCACUGGCAAACGCGCUGGUUCGUGCUUGACGGCUGGCUCAACCUUGUCUACCUCGCGGACGUUGGUUUCAUAGCCUACCUCUGGCGUCCGACAGCCAACAACAGACGCUUUGCCAUGAGUGAUGAGAUUGCUCAAGAUGAUGAAGGUUUCGAGAUCGCAUCCAUUCGCGACAGUUUUGACGAGGAGGAAGGCCAUGGCGGCGUCAACCCGCCCGCCUACGACCCUGUCCGCUCAAACGACCGGGUUAACAGAAACACGACGCCAGCAGAAGAGGCCGAGCACUACCGCUCAGAAUCUCCGCUGCCGGCGCCGCGCCCACAGAAACCGUCGAACCUUCCGCGCGAGAGCUUGGAUGGCGAUACAAUCUUUGCGGUUGGCGAUGACGACAAAUGGUCUGACGAUGAGCUGGAUAGCCCCAGUGGUGCGGGGCCACAGGACGGCGAGGAAAGGAAAAGGCUUACAAGUAGCAAGGACGACUGAGAGCGCUCGGCUGGGAUAGGUGAAGGAUCGAAGCUGCACCUGUAACAUCGUCAUUCUGUUGAUCCACGAAAAGCGAAAGUGGUGGGUCUUGAAGAUGAGGGUCCAAAGUUUUUUUUUUUCUUUUUGCACACGCAUGGCAUAGGCGUUAUAGGACCGUUGAAAGUGAAUGUCAGGGUCUUUUUCGGCAUACAUAAGUCUACAUCACCAUGCUGCGAGAGCGAGACCUCCAGUGUGCCAGCGAGGUCAUAAUCACGUCAAUGGAUGCACCUAUCCAUGUGCAUUCCCAGUACUGAUCUUCCCAGAGUCUCCACUUGAGAGUUGUUUUUACCUGGAACCUGCAGCUAUUUUGCUUGCGUAUGAUAUGCCGGCUGAAGUAGCCGCGGAGUUGGCUCCGAGCAGAUAAUGUCAUAGCCGGAUGACGUUUGACGCUUUCGAAAUGCGGCAUCUUGAGGCGACCUUCCAUGUGUGCUUGCACCGCUU
Aplosporella prunicola CBS 121167 is the source of this 2185-nucleotide messenger RNA. RefSeq lists its product as uncharacterized. Gene Ontology annotation, biological process: retrograde transport, endosome to Golgi. Gene Ontology annotation, cellular component: Golgi apparatus; membrane. Lineage: Eukaryota; Fungi; Ascomycota; Dothideomycetes; Botryosphaeriales; Aplosporellaceae. The record is from RefSeq and is a predicted model, not a curated record. The transcript is spliced from 4 exons. The coding region runs from base 23 to 1705 and encodes 560 amino acids.